This is a messenger RNA of Trichoderma aggressivum f. europaeum, 1548 nucleotides long. RefSeq lists its product as uncharacterized. Gene Ontology annotation, molecular function: ribosomal large subunit binding. The record is from RefSeq and is a predicted model, not a curated record. Bases 1 to 1548 code for a protein of 515 amino acids. Gene Ontology annotation, biological process: ribosomal large subunit export from nucleus. Lineage: Eukaryota; Fungi; Ascomycota; Sordariomycetes; Hypocreales; Hypocreaceae. The transcript has 2 exons. Gene Ontology annotation, cellular component: cytoplasm; nucleus.
AUGUCUAUGGAUCUUGAUGACGCCAUUUCUAUUGCGCCUAUAUCGCAGCAGGCGACGGCAGCAACAAUCCUCUGUCACAACUGCGGUGCCCCGAUCGACGGAACAACAGCCACGGGCGCUGCCUGCUACGACUGCAUCAAGUUGACCAACGACAUUUCCCAGGGAAUCCAGCGAGAGGCCACCAUCCAGCAAUGCAGAGACUGCGAGAGAUGGCUCCUGCCACCCUCAAGUUGGAUCGCCGCCAUGCCUGAAUCCCGCGAACUCCUAGCUCUCUGCCUCAAGAAGCUGAGGGGCCUGAAUAAAGUGCGAAUCGUCGAUGCCAGCUUCAUCUGGACCGAGCCUCAUUCCCGAAGAGUAAAGGUCAAGUUGACCGUCCAAGAUUCCGUCCAGCAGGGAGUACUGCUGCAGCAGAGCUUCGAGGUCGUAUAUGUUGUGGCGACCCAGCAGUGCCCCGAGUGCCAGAAGAGUUUCACCCCCAACCACUGGAGAGCCUGCGUCCAGGUCCGACAGAAGGUCUUGCACAAGAGGACGUUCCACUUCCUGGAGCAGCUCAUUUUGAAGCAUGGUGCGCACAAAGAGACCCUCAACAUCAAGGAGGCCAAGGAUGGCAUCGAUUUCUUCUUUUCCGUGCGAAACCAGGCGGAGAAGUUUGUCGACUUCCUCAACUCAGUCGUUCCCGUCAAAGUCAAGUCUUCACAAGAGCUGAUCUCCAUGGAUACCCACACGUCAAAAAAAUCAUACAAAUUCACAUUUUCCGCCGAAAUUGUCCCCGUAUGCAGAGAUGACCUGGUCGCGCUGCCAAUAAAGCUUGCGAAACAGAGUAGCAACAUCUCACCCCUCGUCCUUUGCCACAAGAUUGGUACGGCGGUCUACCUCAUGGACCCUCAAACCCUUCAAACAGCGGAAGUAAAUGCAUCCAUUUACUGGCGCGCCCCGUUCACAGCCCUCGCCGACGCCAUGGAGUUGGUCGAGUUCAUCGUCAUGGAUAUUGAGCCUACCCCUACUCGCAAGGGUAAGUGGGUGCUUGCCGAGGCAACGGUUGCUCGUGCUUCCGAUCUGGGUGUCAAUGAUAGGACAUACUUUACCAGAACACAUCUUGGAAACCUGUUACAGCCAGGCGACUCAGCUAUGGGCUACAUGUUGAGCGGAACCAACUUCAACAAUCCCGAAUUUGAUGCGAUAGAGGAGUCCAACACAUAUUCAUCAAUCGUCCCCGAUGUCGUGUUGGUGAAGAAACACUACCCCAACCGCAGGAGAAACCGUCGUCGCAACUGGAAGCUCAAGCGCAUGGACAAGGAUGAGGGCGAGCUUCUGCCAAAGAAGGCAGACCAAGAGCGUAUGGAUAAGGAGUACGAGAUGUUCUUGCGUGAUGUCGAGGAAGAUGAAGAGCUGCGUGCGGCCUUGGCGCUGUAUAAGAAUCCCAAGAAGGUAAACGAUGAUGAGAUGAGCAUAGCGGAGACGGACGAGGAUGGAGACGAUGGCGCGCCGGGAGUGAAUAUGGACGAGCUGCUAGAUGACUUUGAUGAGCUCACAGUGCAAGAUGACUAG